AUGUUCCCGACCCUCACGCCAUUUCCUCCGGAUCAGCCGCACCAACACUAUCCCGCUCAUGACGUCUUGAACCAGACUCCGUACGACUUGAAUGACCCAACUUUCCUUUCUCGUAACGACCCUACCCAAUCAUUUCCGAAUCCAUCCCGAUCGCGCCUUCAACUGCCACAUCCCGUACAACUUCUUGACCCUCGUGGAGGCUCAACCUCGAUCCCUAUCAACAAUGCGACUGCAGAACACGCUCUACGAAGGAAGACUCCGAAUGGAACAUUGGCUGCCGGUUACGAUGGUACCCCUGUGGAUACUACAAUACAACCGGCGACAAAACACCUCCUCGUAUCUCCUAUCGACUCGGGCAUGUAUCUAUCGACACAGGCAGGCCGGCCGAUGGAGAACUGGCACCAGCCAACGUUCGAUACUACCAGCUCAAAACACAUGAACUUCCCGCCAGUGUUCAAAAACGAUGGAACUAAUGCUUUGGCUGCGGGAGAGGUUGUUCAAGAUGUGAAUGGCACCAGCUGGGUUCGCACUGUCAAUUACCCUCUAGGAAUGGACUCUGUCUUGAAUCAGAACAUCUCCAUGCAGGCGCAUCAGCGGGUUCUUUUCCAUAAUGGUGCUUAUAUUCCCACUGUGCUUCCUGCCACUCUACAGCCUUGCGAUGGACCGACCGCUUCAGCGGGCUCUGGCCCAUUUGGACCGUAUUGGCCCGAUGGAGCGUAUAUACCUUAUCGCCCAGUAGCCUUUCGUGACGCGCGUUUUGAAUCUCCUAUCCCGGCAGCUCAGCCAUUUUUCGAUGCCAAUCAACGGGCUUUCAACCAACCUCACAUUUCACUGGACAGUCGCCUGGAUACCGAGAUAUGGACCCAAGGGCACCCAGGUAUCUCACAAACCGAAUCUGGCAAGACUUAUUUUCCUCCUCGUCACUCUGAUCAAUUACCCUUCCAUACUCGCAUAAAUCGACUUGCUUCAUCUUACUCAUCUAACCCUCAUAUCAAUGAGCCCAUUUCCUGGGCAGGUCACCCAUAUGGGCCUGGCUUCCAACCUUCAGGGUCUUCAGUAGUAGCUAAUGUGGAGUUUAAGGAGAAAAUAUUGUCCUGGGCCCAUGGCGUAUACGUUGAUUUACUGGCAACUAUCCACCAAGCUCGCCGCAACAGCAUGUCCAAUGGACCGGAUGGUCAAAAUCCAAGAUUUUUAAAGCCCAGCAUCUACCCAAAGCCACCUCGACAACCAGGUCUGGAUUUCUCACACACUGCUCCCAACAUGCCCCGCCACAACAGCUACCCGUCCAUUGAUUUACAGCGCCAAAAGGUUGGCAUUUCGUCAAACAUCAGGAUGAACGACUCAUUUGAUCACCAAAGUGACGUCUACGCCAAACGCCCUACUCUAAACCAGCUUUCUCAUCAUCACCGAGGGUCGGAUUCUCAAAUUCGUACUGGCCGCAUCUCUCACCCCAGAUCCAUCUUCAAUGAAGGUUCUCCCGUCGCCAGCGCUGUGUCUGCUUUGGAAAUGCUAUCCCACUUGUGCAUGGAAAGUCGAUGGGAGUGGGUUGACGGCAUUCUCCUGGGAGGCUGCUUGGCGUAUGGACUGGGUGACUACCAUAAAGCUAUGCGGUGGUAUUCUCGAAUUAUUGCUAGAGACUCAACACAUGUGGAGGCUAUAUCUAACCUUGCCGCAACUUUAUUGGCGCUUGACCGUCGUGAGGAGGCCUUACAAAAUUGGCUCCGUGCCGUCAAACUACGUCCCAGCUUCUUUGAAGCCGUGGAGCAUCUGAUUGGGCUUCUGUGUAGCAGUCAUCGUGGCAAAGAGGCCGUCAGUAUCAUUGAUUUCGUCCAGACUUCUCUCCGUCAUCCCAAAGACGGGGAUUGCUUCAAGACCGAUGAGCAUGCUAGUGAGCCAGAGAGUGACGCUGAGAGCAACGUGUCUGAUGUGUGCAUGUAUGACAAUGCGUCUUUUGAUUAUGAGGACGAUUUGCGGCGGGGUCCGAACUUGAACCUCGGAUCGCCUGAAGCCACUACUAAAUCUGCCGGAUAUGCGACCAGUGGCUAUUCUGUCCCGGGCUCAGACAAUGGCAGGAUUCUGGCCCUAGUUCAUGCCAAGGGGAAUAUGCUAUACGCUCUCGGUGAAAACACUGCCGCUGCCGCUGCAUUUGAGGAUGCUGUUUUGAUUGCGGCUGGGAGGAGGCAGCAUGGGAUGCAAGGUCUCAUGAAGCAGAUAUUUGCGGCUUUCUCCCAUGCCUCUGGUAACGCAUACCACUCUGGCAACUUGAACGAGAGCAUCCUCUUAUAUCCGGAUAGAGCGCUGCAGACUUCGAAACUGGUCUUCCGAGACAAUGGUACGCCUCCAGGGCUUAAGUACGUGGUGGAAGGAACUCCCCGAAACGCGGCAAUCUCGACCACCAGCAAUUCCCUCCUUUCUCUAGCAAAGAUAUAUCAAGAUGGAAUGUCAACUGUUUCCUCUGGGUCAGGGGCACCGCGAUCUUCACCUGGCGUUCGGGAUAUUCUGGCCCUCUACUACCUUUCUUUGUCUCUGCAGCCAAGUCCGUCCACGGCAAACAACGUUGGUAUUCUGCUUGCUGGCAUUCAGAAUAACCCACCCGCCAGAGGAUUGGUACGUUCGAACGGAGAAAGCCAACAUCCUGAAAUUCCGGGUGUUGUACCUGGCAGUGGGAUCUCGUUGGCCCUUGCGUACUACAAUUACGGUCUACAUCUUGACUCUCGGCACGCCCACCUGUAUACCAAUCUUGGUAGUCUACUCAAAGAUAUUGGACAACUUCAGGCCGCUAUCAAGAUGUACGAGCAGGCCGUUCAGUGCGAUGGUAAUUUCGACAUCGCUCUGGCAAACCUGGCCAAUGCCGUAAAAGACGCUGGCAAGGUCAACGAUGCUAUCACCUAUUACAAGCGCGCUGUCAGAGUGAAUCCGGAAUUCGCCGAGGCCGUUUGUGGCCUCGCCAACGCUCUGAACUCUGUCUGCAAUUGGGCCGGUCGGGGAGGCAUCACGAAUGGUCGUGGCUUCCGCGAUCGGUGGCACGUGGACGACAAUGGGAUGCUUCGGGAUUCUCAAAGCAAUGACAGUGAUGCCGGCUGGAUUAAACGCGUUGUGAACAUAGUUGACCGUCAACUUCGCGAAGGAGAAUACUGGGGUCGCGGGCUCUUGACUGCAAAUACGGCUGAACAGUUGUGUGCCCAGCUGGCUCCCGCACUGGGGACUGAGACCUUUGGCCCUAAUGGCCAGAUGGCCCUGACCAAAGUUCUUCAGUUAUGGGCAGGAAAGAAGUGGGAAGGCUCUCGUAUUGUUCGACUGGUCGAGCGUGCCAAUCGAUCACUUACAUGGCAGUGGUACCAAGACCGCUACGUUCACAGGAAGGAGUACCCUACCUCCAAGUAUCGUCGCCCCCAGCUUCCUGCCUCUCUCACCGCGCCAAAUGCCCCGACAGUUCUUCCCUUCCACACCUUCACAUGUCCCUUAUCCGCCAAGCAGAUCCGCCAAAUCUCUCAGCGAAAUGGCCUGCGGAUAUCUUGUUCGACUCUUCGGGCACCCUGGCUGCCAAGUACAGUAUAUCGCCCGCCAGCACCGCCAAAUCCUUGUCUUCGAAUUGGCUAUGUGUCUUCGGAUUUCAACAAUCAUCCUUUGGCACACCUCAUGCAAUCGGUCUUUGGAUUGCACAACCCGAACCGGGCCAUGGCCUACUGCUAUGCCACCACUGGAAGCGACAAAUCUAUACAUAGACAACAGAUAGAGAAGGAAGCACCAGUCUUUCACGAUGCCAGUGCAUGGUCCGUUGAGCGACUGGUCCAACAGAUUGUAGAUGACGGUAUACACAUCUUAAUCAAUCUAAAUGGCUACACUCGUGGCGCUCGCAACGAAGUCUUUGCAGCUCGUCCAGCGCCUAUCCACAUGUCAUUCAUGGGAUUCGCCGGCACCCUUGGUGCAGAGUGGUGUGAUUACAUACUAGCGGAUCAAAUUUCGAUUCCUCAGGAAACUCUGAGCCCCUUGCAGCGUACUUCGCGCAUUGAAAAUCGGGUCUUCGAAGAUGAUAACGGCGAGGAUCUUGAAAAUUGGGUCUACGGUGAGAAGAUCGUGUUCACUCGUGAUACUUUUUUCUGCUGCGAUCACCGCCAGAGCGCCCCCGACGCGGGAGAACGACUCAAUUCAUGGGAUGAGGAGCAACUUCACCGUUGGAGAAUGAGAAAAGAACUUUUCCCCAAACUCAGUGACGAUACUAUUAUUUUGGGCAACUUCAAUCAGCUUUAUAAGAUUGAACCAACUAUAUUUCGAACAUGGUUGCGCAUUUUGGCGCACAUCCCAAACGCUGUUCUCUGGCUACUGCGAUUCCCCGAGACAGGUGAACAGAACCUGCGGGACAUUGCCAAAGCCUGGGCGGGCGAUGAAACAGCAUCACGAAUAAUUUUCACCGACGUCGCUCCAAAGAACACACAUAUCGCUCGAGCAAAGGUGUUGGAUUUGUUCCUUGACACGCCCGAGUGUAACGCGCACACGACGGCCACUGAUGUUCUCUGGAGCGGCACUCCGCUACUCACACUUCCACGCUACAGUUACAAGAUGUGCUCACGAAUGGCGAGCAGCAUCCUCUCGAGCGCACUACCAAGCUCCGAGGCCGGCCAACAGGCUCGAAAAGAACUGAUUGCCUCAUCGGACGAAGAUUACGAAAACAAAGCUAUCCGGCUCUGCAUGGACUUGCAGUAUGUACCUGGUGGCGAAGGGCGGGCCAGCGGCCGCCUAGCCGAGAUGCGACAGAUGUUAUUUCUGCAUCGAUACAAGAACAAACUCUUUGACACGGCGCGCUGGGUGCACAAUCUGGAAGAUGCUUACGACGCGGUGUGGGCGCAAUGGGUCAAUGGCGAAGAAGGCGAUAUCUGGUUAUGA
Messenger RNA from Penicillium taxi, 4884 nucleotides. RefSeq lists its product as uncharacterized. The transcript is spliced from 3 exons. Gene Ontology annotation, biological process: protein O-linked glycosylation. NCBI's taxonomy places the organism in Eukaryota, Fungi, Ascomycota, Eurotiomycetes, Eurotiales, Aspergillaceae. The record is from RefSeq and is a predicted model, not a curated record. Gene Ontology annotation, molecular function: protein binding; glycosyltransferase activity. Bases 1 to 4884 code for a protein of 1627 amino acids.